Molecule: messenger RNA, 2644 nt
Organism: Tetrahymena thermophila SB210
Lineage: Eukaryota; Ciliophora; Oligohymenophorea; Hymenostomatida; Tetrahymenidae
Product: zinc carboxypeptidase family protein
Exons: 12
Biological process (GO): protein deglutamylation; proteolysis
Molecular function (GO): zinc ion binding; metallocarboxypeptidase activity
Source: RefSeq, a predicted model, not a curated record
UGGUGGUAUAGAGAAUGUGAUAGAAGUACUUUUUAAUUCAUUCAUCAAAAAAAUCAAAAUAAUUAAGUUUGUUAAAAAAAUUUGUAUUACAACUUUUUAAAAGAUUAAGCAAGUUUCUGAGGAUACAUACUCUGUUAUAAUUAGAUAAUUCGAUUUUUAAAAUGAAGAAUUUAAAUAAGUAGUAUUAAGGCAGUCUUCCAUCAAAUGGUAUCAUAGAAGGGCUUCCAGUAACUUGCAAUCCAAAUGUUCACUACCAAAGAACUUCAGAGUAGUUCGGAACUAUUAUAUUCAAUAGUGAUUUCGAUAGUGGUAACAUGCUUAAAGUAGAAAGAAAUUAUGAAUCUCCUGGCAACUAGUUUAAUGUAUGGAUUUCUCCAGAUGCAUAUAUGACAUAAAAAGAAAUGAAGUAUAGGACUUGGUUCUAUUUUUCUGUAACAGGAGUUCCUCAAAACAACCUUGUCUAUAUAACAAUAAAAAAUACAAAUUUUCAAUAAAAACUUUAUAGAGAGGGUCACUAACCUGUUUAUAAAUCCUCUUAUACAAACAGCUGGUAAAGAAUUGCUUAAAGCGUAGCAAAUACUGUUAUUUAGCAUGAAACUGGGAUUGAUUUUACAUUUUCUCAUGUUUUUUAAGACCCAGAAGAAGUUGUUUACUUUGCUUUUACUUAUCCUUGGUCAUAUUAAGAUAAUCAAGAUAUGCUUGACCUUUUAGAUUAAAAAUUUAUAAAUAGUCCUGACUUAUAUUAUCAUAGGACUACUCUUAUCUAAUCAAAAGAAUAUAGAAAUGUGGAACUAUUGACUAUAUCUUCUCACUCAAACAAAUUAGAAGAAAAAAUAUAAAUACCACAAGAUUAAAUUUUUCCAUUUUUAAAUUAGCCUAAUUUGUUUUCAGAUAAAAAAUAUGUCUUUAUAUCUACAAGAGUUCAUCCAGGUGAAGUACCUGGAUCUCAUGUGUUUAAUGGCAUGCUUUAGUUAUUAUUAAAUAAAGAUGAUGCAAGAUCCAAAGUAUUAAGAGAUCAUUUUGUUUUUGUAAUGAUUCCUAUAAUAAAUCCUGACGGUGUAAGCAGAGGACAUUACAGAACUGAUUCUUAGGGAUAAAAUUUAAAUAGAUUUUACAUAAAUCCAUCUUAGUAGGACUAACCUGAAAUAUAUGGAAUAAAGGAAUUACUGAUGUUCCUGAAUUCGAAGGGAUUACUUUACUGUUAUUUAGAUUUGCAUGCUCAUGCUACUAAAAAAGGUUCCUUUAUUUACGGAAACUGUAUGGAUUACAGAAGCUAAGUUGAGUCAAACUUAUUAACUAAACUGAUGUCGUUGAAUACUCCAUUUUUUGAAUUUGAUUUAUGUAAUUUUACAGAGCGAAAUAUGUAUUCUAAGGAUAAAAGUGAUGGACUUUCUAAAGAAGGAUCUGGAAGAGUAGCAUUAUACAAAUAAACAAAGAUUCCUUUUUGCUACACUCUCGAAUGCAAUUAUAAUUCUCCUAAUAAUAUAAAUACAAUGUAUCCUAGAUCUGAAAACUAUCACUUUGAAGAAAAUAGCGUUGAAAUGAACGAACUCAAUAUAAAUAUAGUGUAAAAUAAUAUAUCUUUUGAAUAAUCUCAAUCGGAGUUCCCGUAUGUUCCUUCUAACUACUCAAAUUUGGGAGAAGGUAUGCUAGAGGCACUUCUUGAUUAUAAUAAAAUCAAUCCUAUUUCUAGAUUACCGAAUAGCCCUUAUAAAACUUAUACAAAUCUUAAGAUGCAAAUGGCUUAUUAAAUAAUGAAAUCAAUACCAUAUAGAUUCGAAAACUACUUAAGAAAAGUUAUGAGGCAUAUUAACUCUUCUGACAAUGUUUUUUAAAGUUUUAAAAUACUAAAUUUAUUUGUAGAAAAAGGUUUAAAGUCUAGCUAAAUAAAUGAAACUGAAAACACUACUGUAGUUAGAAAAUCUUCUCUUUAAGGAGGCUAGUUGCUGCUUCAAAAUUAACAGCUUAAAAAAAAAACAGUAAUUAUAGCUGGAAAGCAGAGUGAGAAAGAAUAAAUUUAACCAAAAGUAAGCUAUUAAGAACUAAAGAUGGAAUUCAACUUAAAAGGAGAUAAAAUAUCAUCUGCCCCUGUAAUACCACCAUCUAAAAAGAUCAGCAUAAAACCUCCAACUAUUACUUAAAUUAAUGAAGAAAAACCACUUAAGGAGUCUGGAAAUUCGAAAAGAUAACUUGAUUCAAAAGAAAAUAAAAAGCAUGAAUUGCUAAAUUUUAAUGAGGCUGAUUUAAUUGAAACUUAAUUAAAUAAAAUGGAUUUAAAGCUGAACAGACCUUCUUAUAAAAGCUAAAUCUCUGGAGCAGGAGAUCUGAAAAUAAAUAAAGUAAUCCAAUAAGCUAAAUUAGAAGCAAACAGUAAAAAUUUUAUAUUUAAAGAUUCUUCUUAAAGUAGAAGUAAAAAUAACUCAAAGAAAAAAAUAUUUACCUAAAAAUUUUAAAUUUGAGAAAUAAUUAAUUAAAUUACCUAAAAAUAUUAAUUCACUUACCUUUUAUUUAUUUUACCUAAAUUUAAUUAUUUAUGUUUACUUGAAAAUAUGAUAAAUAAAUAUCUUUCCUUCUUUCUUUACUUGUUUACCUAUCUCUGUGUUUGUUACCUUAAAUUAUUUUAAGUUUAACCAAUAAUAUCAAA